Molecule: messenger RNA, 8102 nt
Organism: Cataglyphis hispanica
Lineage: Eukaryota; Metazoa; Arthropoda; Insecta; Hymenoptera; Formicidae
Gene: alpha-Spec
Product: spectrin alpha chain
Exons: 9
Coding region: 292-7593 (2433 amino acids)
Biological process (GO): actin cytoskeleton organization
Cellular component (GO): plasma membrane; cell projection; cortical actin cytoskeleton
Molecular function (GO): actin filament binding; calcium ion binding
Source: RefSeq, a predicted model, not a curated record
CGAAGUGUAAAAUCCGGUGUGGAAUUCGUCGUGUCGUGCCGUGGGUCGUGAAACGUCAAUCGUGGUGAACGAGGUGAAACAAGUUUGCGGGUAAAUUGUACGGAGCUUUCAACUGUCAUUUCUUUUCGCAUUAUCGACAAGACGAUUUAUCGUCGCGCGUACAUUCGACGAUCUGCCAGUGCUUGCGCAAAACGUUUAUUAUCGAUCCCGACGACGGAAUUGAUUCUGCCACACCCUACAGUGGCCAUCUUGUACCACGAAUAGUCGGUGAACUACUUUGGCUGGCCAGCCAUGGAUCAGAUCACGCCUAAGGAGGUGAAGAUUCUUGAGAAUCCGGAGGACAUCCAGGAGAGAAGAGAGCAAGUACUCGGACGAUACGCCAACUUCAAGGCGGAGGCGCGAAACAAGCGGGACAAGCUCGAGGACUCCCGUCGCUUUCAAUAUUUUAAGCGAGAUGCGGAUGAACUCGAGGGAUGGAUUUACGAGAAACUCCAGGCGGCAUCGGACGAGAGUUACAAAGAUCCGACUAAUUUACAGGCAAAGAUUCAGAAGCACCAGGCUUUUGAAGCGGAAGUCGCCGCUCAUUCAAAUGCCAUCGUCCUGCUUGACAAUACUGGUUCUGAAAUGAUAGCCCAACAUCAUUUUGCAAGCGAUGUAAUUCGCAAGAGAUUAGAGGAAUUACAUCGUCUAUGGGAGUUGCUGUUGUCUCGCUUGGCAGACAAAGGUCUGAAGUUACAGCAGGCCUUGGUUCUCGUACAGUUUAUUCGUCACUGUGAUGAGGUGAUGUUUUGGAUCCACGACAAGGAAGCUUUUGUAACGACCGAUGAAUUUGGACACGACUUGGAGCAUGUGGAGGUGCUUCAAAGGAAAUUUGACGAGUUCCAAAAAGACAUGGCCAGUCAAGAGUAUAGAGUUACAGAGGUGAACGAGUUGGCAGAUAAGUUGCUAUUAGACGGACAUCCUGAACGUGACACCAUUCUACGCAGAAAGGAAGAGCUCAAUGAAUCCUGGCAACGAUUGAAACAAUUGGCUACUCUGCGACAGGAGAAGCUCUUUGGAGCUCACGAAAUCCAGAGAUUUAAUCGCGACGCCGAUGAAACUAUGGCUUGGAUUGCUGAGAAGGAUGUUGUUCUAUCAUCUGAUGAUUUCGGUCGAGAUCUCGCCAGUGUCCAGACAUUACAACGAAAGCACGAAGGUAUCGAACGCGAUUUAGCUGCUUUAGAAGAUAAGGUAUAUACAUUGGGCGCGGAAGCCGAUCGUCUCGCCGCCAUUCACGAAGCCGACCAUUCCAAGCAAAUUCAAGCUAAACGCGCCGAGAUCUUGCAAUCAUGGGAAAGUCUGACCGCAAAAGCGAAAGAACGACGUCUCAAGCUUAACGAAUCCUAUUAUCUACAUAGAUUCUUAGCCGAUUAUCGCGACUUGGUAUCGUGGAUGAAUGAUAUGCGCGCCAUCAUUUCUGCGGACGAGCUAGCUAAAGAUGUAGCAGGCGCUGAGGCUUUGGUCGACAGACACCAGGAACACAAGGGAGAAAUUGAUGCUAGAGCCGAUAGCUUUGACGCAACUACAUUGGCUGGUAAUAAAUUGUUGGAGAAAAAACAUUAUGCUGCCGAGGAAGUAGCACGGAAAUUGAACUCCCUCGCCGAAGAUAAGUCAUCUCUCUUGAGUUUAUGGGAGAAGAGGCGUAUCUUGUACGAACAAUGCGUGGAUUUACAACUGUUCUAUAGAGAUACUGAGCAGGCGGAUGCGUGGAUGGCGAAACAGGAAGCAUUUCUCGCCAACGAAGAUCUAGGAGAUUCUCUCGACAGUGUCGAGGCGCUCAUUAAAAAACAUGAAGACUUUGACAAAUCCUUGGCAGCUCAGGAAGAGAAGAUCAAAGUGCUUGACGAUUUCGCUGGAAAGUUAAUCGAGGGCGAACAUUAUGCUGCAGACGAUGUGGCACAACGACGACAGCUACUACUGGAAAGAAGAGCCAUUCUCCUUGAAAAAUCAGCUCAAAGACGCCGUCGUCUAGAAGAUGCGUACAAACUACAACAGUUUGAGAGAGACUGCGACGAAACCAAAGGCUGGGUUAACGAGAAGCUUAAAUUCGCUACUGAUGAUAGUUAUUUGGAUCCAACAAAUUUGAAUGGUAAGGUUCAGAAACAUCAGAAUUUUGAACAGGAAUUGAACGCGAAUAAGACGCGCAUGGAAGAGAUGGUAGCUACCGGUCAGGAAUUGAUCGAAAGCGGUCACUAUGCCAGCGAUCGCAUACGCACUCGUACAGAUGAGAUUGUGACAUUGUGGGAGAGUCUAGCGCGCGCCACUGAGAAGAAAGGCGCGAAAUUGCAGGAGGCUUCCCAACAACAACAGUUUAACCGAACGGUAGAAGAUAUUGAGCUGUGGCUCUCGGAAGUAGAAGGACAACUUAUGUCGGAAGAUUACGGCAAAGAUCUGACCAGCGUUCAAAAUUUGCAGAAAAAACAUGCGCUCCUAGAAGCCGAUGUGGCUUCUCACGCCGACAGAAUAGACAGUAUCGCUCAAGCAGCCGAGCAGUUUGUUAAAUCGGGCCAUUUUGACGCCGAUAAUAUCAAAGCUAAACAGGAGCAAUUGCAAGCUAGAUACAACGCUCUACAACGUCCAAUGAGUCUGAGGAAGCAACGACUUCUAGAUUCCCUUCAAGUGCAACAGCUGUUCAGAGAUAUCGAGGACGAGGAAGCAUGGAUUCGCGAGAAGGAACCGGUCGCGGCGUCUACCAAUCGCGGUCGCGAUCUAAUCGGCGUACAAAAUCUUCAAAAGAAACAUCAAGCUGUUUUGGCCGAGAUUAAUAAUCACGAACCGAGAGUGGCCGCGGUAUGUCAGGCGGGUUCGACAAUGUUGCAAGAAGGACACUUUGCUGCCGAGGAGAUCAAUCAACGAUUGGCGGCUUUGGACGAACACUGGGGGCAGUUGAAAGAUAAGGCUCGGCAACGCAAGAAUGAUCUAGAUGAUUCAUUGCAGGCGCAUCAGUACUUUGCCGACGCGAACGAAGCUGAAUCGUGGAUGAAGGAGAAACGUCCUAUAGUGAUGAACAACGAUUAUGGAAAAGACGAGGAUAGCUCCGAGGCUCUUCUAAAGAAGCACGAAGCCUUGGUCAGCGAUUUGGAAGCAUUCGCGAGCACCAUCGCGGCACUGAAAGAUCAAGCUGCAGCGUGCAGACAGCAAGAGACUCCUACAAUCGAUAUCACCGGUAAGGAAUGCGUCGUCGCUCUUUACGAUUAUACUGAGAAGUCUCCUAGGGAAGUAUCUAUGAAGAAGGGCGACACUUUGACUCUUCUCAAUUCUAAUAACAAAGACUGGUGGAAAGUCGAAGUGAAUGAUCGUCAAGGUUUUGUACCGGCGGCGUACGUGAAGCGCGUGGAACCUGAGGCGGGUCUCAGCGCUUCUCAGCAAAAUUUGGCUAGAGAACAGAGUUCAAUUGCCGCGCGACAAGCGCAGAUUGAGGCACAGUAUGAUGAUCUUUUGCGUCUAGCGCGCGAACGUCAAAAUAAGCUCAACGAAACGGCCAAAGCUUAUGUACUGGUGAGAGAGGCCGCGGAGUUGGCUACUUGGAUCAAAGACAAGGAAAAUCACGCGCAGGUGCAGGACGUAGGUGAGGAUCUGGAACAGGUUGAAGUAAUGCAGAAAAAGUUUGACGAUUUUCAAGCCGAUCUCAAAGCGAAUGAGGUGCGUUUGGCCGAAAUGAAUGAAAUCGCCGUACAGUUGAUGAGCCUCGGACAAACCGAAGCGGCAUUGAAAAUUCAGACGCAGAUCCAGGAUCUGAACGAGAAAUGGACCAGUCUGCAAACGCUCACUGCAGAACGUGCUAAUCAGCUGGGUUCCGCUCAUGAAGUACAACGAUUCCAUCGAGACGUUGACGAAACCAAAGAUUGGAUUCGCGAGAAAGACGCGGCACUGAAUAAUGAUGAUCUGGGCAAGGAUUUGCGCAGCGUUCAGGCUCUGCAGCGUAAACAUGAAGGUCUGGAAAGAGAUUUAGCGGCUCUGGGAGACAAGAUUAAGCAACUCGACGAAACAGCUAAUCGCUUAAUGCAGUCGCAUCCGGAGACUGCAGAACAAACGUAUGCCAAACAGAAGGAGAUCAAUGAAGAAUGGACUCAACUGACAGCCAAAGCUAACAGCAGAAAAGAGAAACUUCUCGAUUCAUAUGAUCUGCAACGAUUCCUCAGUGAUUAUCGUGAUUUAAUGGCCUGGAUCAAUUCAAUGAUGGGCUUGGUUGCUUCCGAGGAACUCGCAUCAGACGUCACGGGCGCCGAAGCGUUGCUCGAACGUCACCAGAAUCACAGAGCAGAGAUAGACGCGCGAUACGGCAUACUUCCAGAGGAACAUCGAAUGGAGAUAGAUGCUAGGGCUGGUACUUUCCAGGCGUUCGAAUUGUUUGGUCAACAGCUAUUGCAAUCUAGUCACUAUGCCAGUGUGGAGAUAUUGGAAAAACUCGAGUCCAUGGCUGAAGCGCGACAGGAACUAGAAAAGGCUUGGAUCCAACGGCGCAUGCAGCUCGAUCAGAAUCUCGAGCUGCAGUUGUUCUGCAGAGAUUGCGAGCAGGCGGAGAAUUGGAUGAGCGCGCGAGAAGCUUUCCUCAGUAGCGCAGAUGCGGUGGACAGCAGCGACAAUGUUGAAGCUCUCAUUAAGAAGCACGAAGAUUUUGACAAGGCGAUUAAUGCACACGAAGAGAAGAUCGCUACUUUGCAAACUCUAGCUGAUCAGCUGAUCGCCGCCGAGCAUUAUGCCGCUAAACCCAUCGACGAAAGACGUUGCCAAGUAUUGGAUCGCUGGCGACAUUUGAAGGAUGCUCUUAUCGAGAAACGCUCCAAGUUAGGCGAAUCUCAGACUUUGCAGCAGUUCUCUCGUGACGCCGACGAAAUGGAAAAUUGGAUCGCCGAAAAGCUUCAAUUGGCUACCGAGGAGAAUUACAAGGAUCCUGCCAAUAUACAAUCGAAGCAUCAGAAGCAUCAAGCUUUCGAGGCCGAAUUGGCUGCGAACGCAGAUCGAAUUCAAUCGGUGCUCGCUAUGGGAGGUAAUCUGAUCGAAAAGCAUCAGUGUGCCGGCUCGGAGGAUGCAGUUCAAAAGAGACUAGCAUCCAUCGCUGACCAAUGGGAAUACCUUACACAAAAGACCACGGAAAAGUCGAUGAAAUUGAAAGAAGCUAAUAAACAACGUACUUAUAUCGCUGCCGUGAAAGAUCUUGAUUUUUGGCUCGGAGAAGUUGAAAGUUUGCUCACAUCCGAAGAUGCUGGCAAAGACUUGGCCUCAGUGCAGAAUCUCAUGAAGAAGCAUCAACUUGUCGAGGCGGAUAUACAAGCGCACGAAGAAAGAAUCAAAGAUAUGAAUGCACAAGCCGAUUCGUUGAUUGAGAGCGGCCAAUUUGAUGCCGCUGGUAUUCAGGAGAAACGACAAAGCAUAAACGAGCGUUAUGAACGAAUUAGAAAUCUUGCGGCACAUAGACAGGCGAGACUUAAUGAGGCCAACACUCUUCAUCAAUUCUUCCGCGAUAUCGCCGAUGAAGAAUCUUGGAUCAAGGAAAAGAAGCUUCUCGUUGGAUCGGAUGACUACGGCCGCGAUCUUACUGGUGUGCAGAACUUGAAGAAGAAACACAAAAGAUUGGAAGCUGAACUCGGUAGCCACGAACCCGCUAUACAAGCUGUUCAAGAAGCGGGAGAGAAAUUAAUGGACGUGUCAAAUCUGGGAGUACCUGAAAUCGAGCAGCGUUUAAAGCUUCUCAAUCAAGCGUGGGCCGAAUUGAAGCAAUUGGCUGCCACUAGAGGACAAAAAUUGGAUGAAUCUUUAACAUAUCAGCAGUUCCUCGCCAAGGUCGAAGAAGAGGAAGCAUGGAUUACGGAGAAGCAACAAUUACUCUCCGUUGAAGAUUACGGCGAUACAAUGGCAGCUGUUCAAGGUCUCUUAAAAAAGCACGAUGCAUUUGAGACUGAUUUUGCGGCUCACGGUGAACGUUGCAAGGAUAUUUGCGAAGCUGGCGAAGCGCUGAUCAAAGCUGGCAAUCAUCGAGCGGAUGCUAUUGGACAGAGAUGCGCGCAACUACGCAAUAAACUGGAGCAACUUGGAGCUCUUGCGGCCCGUAGAAAGACGCGGUUGAAUGAUAAUUCGGCAUACUUGCAGUUCAUGUGGAAAGCCGAUGUAGUCGAAUCAUGGAUCGCCGACAAGGAGACCCACGUGCGUUCCGAAGAAUUUGGCCGAGAUUUAUCCACCGUACAGACGCUACUCACGAAACAAGAGACCUUCGACGCUGGUCUCCAUGCAUUCGAGCACGAGGGUAUCCAGAACAUCACGUCAUUGAAGGAAAUGCUCGUUGAUUCCGGCCACGAUCAGACACCCAGCAUACAGAAACGUCAUGCUGAUGUCAUUACUCGUUGGCAGAAACUGUUGGCCGAUUCUGAUGCGAGGAAACAGCGUCUAUUAAGAAUGCAGGAUCAGUUUAGACAGAUCGAGGAGCUGUAUCUGACAUUCGCAAAGAAGGCGUCUGCAUUUAACUCUUGGUUCGAGAACGCCGAGGAGGAUCUGACGGAUCCAGUGCGUUGCAACAGUAUCGAGGAGAUUCGCGCUCUUCGUGAGGCACACGCACAGUUCCAAGCCAGUUUGUCUUCGGCCGAAGCCGAUUUCCAAGCCUUGGCUGCGCUUGACAGACAGAUCAAGAGCUUCAAUGUCGGGCCCAAUCCAUACACGUGGUUCACGAUGGAGGCUUUGGAGGAUACUUGGCGUAACUUACAAAAGAUAAUUAAGGAACGCGAUGUUGAACUUGCGAAGGAAGCGCAGCGGCAGGAGGAGAAUGAUAAAUUACGUAAGGAAUUCGCCAAGCACGCCAAUGCUUUCCACCAAUGGCUUGCGGAAACAAGAACAUCUAUGAUGGAAGGUUCUGGAUCUCUAGAACAGCAACUGGAAGCAACUAAGCGAAAAACUCAAGAAGUGCGCGCACGUCGUCAAGACUUAAAAAAGAUCGAAGAUCUGGGAGCUAUUCUAGAGGAGCAUCUAAUUCUGGAUAAUCGUUAUACGGAGCACAGUACCGUGGGAUUGGCACAGCAAUGGGACCAGUUGGAUCAACUGGGAAUGCGUAUGCAACACAAUUUGGAGCAGCAGAUUCAAGCGCGAAAUCAAUCUGGUGUGUCUGAAGACGCGCUUAAAGAAUUCUCUAUGAUGUUCAAGCACUUUGAUAAGGACAAGAGCGGCCGUCUAAAUCAUCAAGAAUUCAAAUCGUGCCUCAGAGCUUUGGGUUAUGAUCUGCCCAUGAUGGAAGAAGGACAACCUGAUCCAGAAUUCGAGAACAUAUUAGACAUCGUAGAUCCUAAUAGAGAUGGCUACGUAUCAUUGCAAGAAUAUAUGGCAUUUAUGAUCAGUAAGGAAACAGAGAAUGUGCAAAGUUCGGAAGAAAUAGAAAACGCGUUCCGAGCCAUCACCGCAGCAGAUCGGCCAUAUGUCACAAAGGAAGAAUUAUAUGCUAACCUUACAAAAGAGAUGGCCGACUACUGUGUCGCUCGUAUGAAACCUUAUGUAGAUCCUAAAUCAGAACGACCAAUAACGGCAGCAUUGGACUAUAUAGAAUUUACACGUACUCUUUUCCAGAAUUAAUUAUGCAUUCGUAUAUGUAUGCGUAUUAUAUUAAUAUUUUUCCAAGCUUAUUAAAUUAUAAUCGCAUCAACAGCAUCAAGCUGUUGCAUAUUCUUUUUUUUUUAAACCAUGCAUGUUCGACUAAUUUUUAUAUAUUAUUAUAUAAAGUAUAGAACAUUUGCAUAGAUUGAGACUUAACUUUAGAUCAACUGGCUGAUAUAACGAAUAUAUCUAUCUAUAUGCUUUCGAUAAAGAGAAAAGCAAAAUUUCUUUUAAUAUACGCACUUUAGAUAUGUAUUUUUAAAAACAUAUUUAAUCGAAUAUAUAUAUGAUUUUUAAUACUAAAUUUGCUAUAUAUAUAUAUAUAUAUAUAUAUAUAUAUAUAUAUACACACACACACACACACACACACACACAUAUAUAUACAUAUAUAUAUAUAUAUAUAUAUAUAUAUAUAUAUAUAUAUAUCAGUUAGUUUUGGUCUAAUACUUUCCGUAUUAUUCUUCGAAAUAAAUGUAUUUAACAUGUUA